AUGGCUUUCAAGCGAAAAACGCCAUCGUCAUUUGGACUGGAGAGAAGAGUGCGACCGAGGAGAGAGGAUGAGUGGAUGGAAGAGCCAGAGAGUCAAGGUUCCUCAAGUGAGGACGAUGAUGAUGAUGAUGAGGUGGAGGAGGAGAGUAUUCGAGGCUCAUCUGAUGACGAUGACGACGAGGACGAGGAAGAUCAAGAAUCUGGAGAAGGUUCGGGAGAUGAAUCAGAGGUUAGCUCAUUAACGUCUCUCCUCGAAAACCCACUGCUGACUCUACCACAGCCUGAGGAAAACACACCAAAGAUAGACCUCUCAUCGGUCUCGUUCGGAGCUCUCGCAAAAGCACAAGCAUCAUUACCAUCUUCUGGUCACAAAUCAAAAUCGAAGAAAUCUACCGAUGGAGACGCCCCGAAAACAGAAACACCAGCGCCCAGGAAAUCCACCAAAUCAAAGGACGACCCCAAGCCCAAACGUUCUUCCAAACACGCCCCUCAAGAACAAACCUCCAAAAAACCCGUAUCUCGCCGCCGAGAGAUCCUCCCAGAUAACCGGCGCCAAUAUCGCGAUCCUCGCUUCGACCCCCUAGUAGGCCGCGUCGACGAAGAAAAAGCCAGCAAAGCCUAUGCAUUCCUAGACGAAUACCGCGACAAGGAGAUGGCCGAUCUCCGCGCACAGAUCAAGAAGACCAAAGACUCUUACGAGAAGGACAAUCUAAAGCGCCAACUCCAAUCCAUGGAAUCUCGCAAGAAGGCCAACAUGCGAAGACAGGAAGAGGAGAGGUUGCUGAAGGAGCAUCGCCAGAAGGAGAAGGAGCUUGUGGCGCAAGGCAAGACGCCUUUCUACCUGAAGAAGAGCGAGCAGAAGAAGCAACUGCUUGUCAACAGAUACGAGGGCAUGAGCAAAGGACAGGUCGAUAGGGCGAUUGAGAGGAAGAGGAAGAAGUUUGCUGGUAAGGAGAAGAAGGAGUUGGACUUUUUGCAACGGGGAUCUCGACCACGAGGAUAA
This is a messenger RNA of Fusarium subglutinans, 1002 nucleotides long. RefSeq names its product kinase. Gene Ontology annotation, cellular component: nucleolus; 90S preribosome. Bases 1 to 1002 code for a protein of 333 amino acids. Gene Ontology annotation, biological process: maturation of SSU-rRNA from tricistronic rRNA transcript (SSU-rRNA, 5.8S rRNA, LSU-rRNA). The record is from RefSeq and is a predicted model, not a curated record. The transcript has a single exon. Lineage: Eukaryota; Fungi; Ascomycota; Sordariomycetes; Hypocreales; Nectriaceae.